Xenopus laevis (African clawed frog) is the source of this 2272-nucleotide messenger RNA. RefSeq names its product zona pellucida-like domain-containing protein 1. The record is from RefSeq and is a predicted model, not a curated record. NCBI's taxonomy places the organism in Eukaryota, Metazoa, Chordata, Amphibia, Anura, Pipidae.
AUGAACUGAUGUAUUCCUGCACAUAUAAAUAAUCCAACCGAUCAUAUGCUUUAGCUGCUUUGGGAACAAGAACUUGGACAUCCAACAUCACCCUUAUAGCAGUUAUGGCCUUCUCAUCAGAAUCCAGAAUAAAAGAGUACUUAUUGUAUGCUUUGCUCUUUAAUUUUAUUCAUGGACAUCUCAGCCUUGAUAUAUCAUCUUGCAAUGACACUUGGAGAAAACCAGACUAUGGCGAUAUUUCGGUGACAUGUGGACCACAAAACAUUGAGUUGAAUAUUUAUCUCUGCCCAAUAUAUUAUGAUGGUUUUAAUGAAUCUCAGAUAUAUAUGAAUGAUAUCUUUACUAACUCACAAUGUCAGGGAAUAAUUGACACAUCAGGCAGAGUCCCGGUUCUGAAAUUCAUCUUCUCAGUCAACGACAGUUCAACUUGUGGAAGUUCAUUUGUAAUCACCAGUAGUCCUGGUCAAGGGAUUUUUCAGGAUUUCUCCAACAUUCAGAGUGUAAAUAUCAGUGGAAUCAUUAAGUCAAGAGAUCCAAGUACAGGCAUUAUUACUUAUAGCUCAGCUUUAAAGUAUUUAUACUCUUGCCAAUAUCCCCUGGAGUAUAUUCUGAACAAUACCAGGCUUGAUGUAAUUGGAAAUUCAGUAGCAAUCAACACGAAUAAUGGCAGUUUCUUAAGCACAAUCUCUCUCAAGCUGUAUUCAGAUGCGACCUAUGCAAAAGAACUUACUAUUCCAAGCCCUGGAUUACAGAUGAAUAGUUCAGUAUUUGUGGAAGUGAGAGCAAAUAACUUGACAGCAAAGUUUUAUGUAAUGCUGGAUCGAUGUUAUGCUUCAGUGUCUCCAUUCCCGACAAAUUCCACCUAUUAUGACCUUUUCAUUGGAUGUAAAAAGGACACUUAUACAGAAAUAAUUAUGAAUGGAGGUGCCCAAUAUGCACGGUUUUCAUUCCGUACCUUCAGAUUCAUAGAACAAAAUGGUCAGCCAAUAUCAACAUGGUAUUUGCACUGUAUCACGCGAUUGUGUGCAGUGGCAGAAUGUGCACGAAUUAAACCAACAUGUUUAAGAAGAAGGAGAGAAGUGAGAGCAGACCAGAGUUCUUCCUCACCCACAUCUGUUUCUGAACCAGCAACUGUUACUUCACCUGCAAUUAGUACCAACAUAGACAAUGGGAAAACUGGAAGCUCUAGCAGUGAUUAUUCUGAAAUAGAUGCACAAGGCAUUGGGAACACUACUGUUGGCUUGGGAAUUACAGUAGGAUUACUGGCACUUCUCUGUCUGCUGACAGCAGCAAUUGCAUGCAUUUUGCACGGAAGACAAAAAAUGAAUACCCAAGAAAAGAACAGGCUACAAUAGAAUAACUAUUGUAUGACAUCUCUAUACUGUAUAACUGCUUCUGCAGAGCAGCUGUAUUAGUUUGGUAUUAGUCUAAAGCCACCUGCUUUUCUAAAAAUACAAAUUUUUAUAAUCUAAAAGAAGUAAUUCUUAUUAACUUGAUCUCACAUUUAAUAAAGGAUACUUAAAACUUUACAAAAUAUAUAUUACUAUAAAUGAAUUAUGCUGCACAGGUUGGAUUACAAUAUUUACUGACAGUUUAUUUAUACUUUGAACUGUUGGAAGUGAUUACACAUUUCUCUUUGCUCAUGCAAACCUCUUCAAAUUAAUUUGCAAGCAUUUACAAGAUAAAGUAUUGGUCAUUACUUGUUAGCAUGUAUAGAAUAUUGGACAUUUUUGUAAGCAUUUGUAGGGUAGUGACCAUCCCUGUUAGCAUGUGUAGGUUAAUUGCCUACAAAAUUAGGGUUUCUUUAUUUAUACUAUAUGUCUCCUUUAAUAUGAAAGGUUGCUUCUAAUCACUCAUUUUAGGCAUGAGCAGCAUAUUGAUCAUUGAGUAUAUUUCCCUUUACUGUUAAACAUUCUGUUUAACUCGCAUGUAUUUGCAAAGCCUAGAUUACAAUCAUUAAAUCAGGAGUAAAUUAAUCUUCCUUGUAAUCCUACUAAUUGAAAAUCAGGCAAAUAGGCUUGCCAAUGACAUGUUACAUGCAGAGUCCAUGUAAAACACUUCCAAAUGCAGUGCAAACCUAUGCACGUACACGUGUAAUUUAUAAUUUGUUCUUUGCUGUAACAGUAGCAUCAUUAUAUAUUUAAGCUCAAUUUGUGGCAAUAAAUUAAUGCUUAGUCAUGCUUCAUUUAAUGUUUAAAUAUUUAAUUAUUAUCUUUGUUUAUGGAUAUGUUGAUUCUUUUUCUAAAUAGAAAAUAAAAAGUAAAUCAUUUGC